This is a messenger RNA of Glarea lozoyensis ATCC 20868, 1152 nucleotides long. RefSeq lists its product as uncharacterized. Gene Ontology annotation, biological process: tubulin complex assembly; post-chaperonin tubulin folding pathway. The record is from RefSeq and is a predicted model, not a curated record. NCBI's taxonomy places the organism in Eukaryota, Fungi, Ascomycota, Leotiomycetes, Helotiales, Helotiaceae. Gene Ontology annotation, molecular function: tubulin binding. The transcript is spliced from 4 exons. Gene Ontology annotation, cellular component: cytoplasm. Bases 1 to 1152 code for a protein of 383 amino acids.
AUGGCAACUGGCGUGACCAAGGAAUUCGACCGCGGUGGACCACAGUCCGAUGUCAAAGAACGAUUCUAUAAGUACUUCCAGGAAGCUUGCAUAGAAAUUCAAGAACAGAUCGGGCAGCUAGAGUCGCAUGCUAUAGUUGGUGGUGAGAGAAAAGAUGCAGUGGAUCAUCUCAACGCCCGAAUAUCUAGGCUGUCGGACGAUGUCGCAGAUUUAACAGGUUUCGUACCUCCAUAUGACCAACGGAUCUAUUCACAGGCUAUCAAGGGACUUGUGGAGAAACUCCAAGAAACUCGUGCAAAAUUUGAUCCUAAACCGAAAUUUGCGUUCAAAACUUCACAGAAAAAUGGUUCUGCAGUGUCCAUUGGCGACGCAGCAGAGCUUGCCAGUCAACAAAAUCGAUUGAAAACCAAGUUUUUGUCUUCUAAUGACUCGUCCAUGGCCACAACACCAGCCAGCCUCCAGACACCACCUGGCGAACCCAGAGAUGUAGUGGGAGAACUGCCUGCAUUUUCAAAGAAUUACAACCAAGAAUUGGGAGCAGCUGGCCCUGGUGGACCAAUAAGGAAGCCCAGCUUUUCCCAAGCUUCCAAUGUUAAUAUAUCUGGCCACACUGGACUCCAUAUCAUCCUACCAUCUUCAGCAUCACGUGCGACUGCUUCAGGUAGCUUGACGGCAUUGAAGAGAUGUAUAGUAGAUAUGUCUGUUCCUACAGCUAAUGGAGCUCCUUUCGCCGGCUUGGCUUUGAAGAAUAUCAGGCAAUCCCUAAUCAUAGCUGGUAAUGUUGCUGGAGCGGCACAUAUUACCAACGUCGUGGAUAGUAUCAUUGUGGUCAAUUCGCGGCAGGUUCGGAUGCAUGAUUGCAAAAAUGUAGAUAUUUAUCUUCAAUGCACCAGUCGGCCAAUUAUUGAAGACUGUUCCAAUGUUCGAUUCUCUCCUAUCCCCAAAAGCCAGGGAGACAGUACAGUGGAAUCGACGAACCAGUGGGAUCAAGUUGAUGACUUUAAAUGGCUCAAAAUGGAACAUAGCCCUAAUUGGAGUGUUUUGCCAGAGGAAAAAAGACUCGGAGAAAAUAUUUGGACAGAUGUCGUUCCGGGCGGACCAGGCGUUGGUCUUGAGGAUAUCUUAAAAAAGAUCGGAAUUAAUGCUUAUUAA